Messenger RNA from Penicillium verhagenii, 1197 nucleotides. RefSeq lists its product as uncharacterized. Bases 1 to 1197 code for a protein of 398 amino acids. The transcript is spliced from 5 exons. Gene Ontology annotation, biological process: butanediol biosynthetic process. NCBI's taxonomy places the organism in Eukaryota, Fungi, Ascomycota, Eurotiomycetes, Eurotiales, Aspergillaceae. Gene Ontology annotation, molecular function: zinc ion binding; (R,R)-butanediol dehydrogenase activity. Gene Ontology annotation, cellular component: cytoplasm. The record is from RefSeq and is a predicted model, not a curated record.
AUGAUUCAGAUUAUCGAAGUCCUAAAACCAGUCGCGAAAUCUACGUACCUCAACAUGUUAAGUACAUCAACCGAAGCAGUGAAUACGCUGCAUACUACGCUUCAGAGUCCACCUACUAUUCCAUCAGUCCGCUUCCAUGGACCAGGUGAUAUUAGACUCGAUGAAUUAGAGGAACCAGUGUGUGGCAAAGGCCAAAUAAAGAUGAAACCCGCCUAUGUCGGAAUCUGCGGCAGUGAUCUGCAUGAAUACACGAGCGGUCCAGUCCUGAUCCCCAAAGAACCGCACCCUAUUACAGGGUCAACAUAUCCGACCCCAAUGGGCCACGAAUUCGGCGGCAUCAUUGAAGAAGUUGGCGACGAUGUAAAAAACUUACAUCCCGGACAGCGUGCCGUGGUCCGUCCAACCAUCUACGAUGGCACCUGUAGCGCCUGUAAGGAGGGCUUCAAUCACUGCUGCGAAAACAUUGGCUUCAUCGGACUAAGUGGCUUCGGUGGUGGGAUGUCCAAAAAGAUCGUUGCACCAGCCACGCAUUUCUAUCCAAUCCCAGAUAACAUUUCUCUGGAGGCGGCCGCGCUCAUUGAGCCCCUCGCGGUAUCUUGGCACGCGGUGACUGUCUCGCCAUUUAAAGCCGGCGACUCGGUACUCAUUGUCGGAGGCGGGCCAAUCGGGAUCGGCGUCGUGCAGGUCCUGAAGCUGCAAGGCGCGAAGCACAUCAUGGUAGCUGAGCUUAUGGAGAACCGGCAGAGAUUAUGUACCGAGCUCGGUGCAACGCAUAUACUUGAUCCGUGCGAAGUGGAUGUUGCAUCCCGCGUGCGCGAGCUCACAGGCGGUAUUGGGGCCGACGUUAUAUUCGACACGGCGGGGGUGGAGAAGGCGCUUAUAGGUGCUAUCCCGGCCUGCAAAGCGCAGGGGACUAUUGUUAACAUUGCAGUCUGGGAGAAGAAGCCUGCCAUUCCAGUUAAUCAAUUGAUGUACAAUGAGUUACGGUACAUGGGAGCUGCGCUUUACGACGAGAAAUCGUUUUUGGAUGUGAUGCAGGCUAUUAGCGAUGGCCAACUUGAACCGGAACGCAUGAUCACUUCGCGUAUUCCGUUGGAUCAGGUGGUGGAUGGGGGCUUCAAGGCACUACUUGAGCAUCGUGACAAGCACUGCAAAAUCCUGGUAGAUGUUCAAUCUCAUAAUGCAACCCUUAAUUAG